Messenger RNA from Etheostoma cragini (Arkansas darter), 1848 nucleotides. RefSeq names its product popeye domain containing 3 (gene popdc3). The transcript is spliced from 3 exons. The record is from RefSeq and is a predicted model, not a curated record. The coding region runs from base 1 to 888 and encodes 295 amino acids. Gene Ontology annotation, cellular component: sarcolemma. Lineage: Eukaryota; Metazoa; Chordata; Actinopteri; Perciformes; Percidae. Gene Ontology annotation, molecular function: cAMP binding.
AUGGAGCCUCCGAAUUUCGAAGCCGUGAACUUCACGGCGGAACCAGCAGCGGCAGCGCACCAAAUAUGUGAGGAAUGGAGAGACACCCCGGAGGGCUCCGUGUUCCACCUCGCCAAUAUUUUCCUUUUCCUUGGCUUCAUGGGUGGCAGCGGCUUUUACGGACUCAUCUACCUGUUCACCUUUCUGACUCUGGGCUUCUUCUGCUCCACUCUUUGGGCAUGGUCGGACUCCUGCACAACGGACUCUCUCCUGUGGAGUUUUGCUCUCUUCGGGACGUGUUUGGGACAACUCGUGCAUGUUUCCUAUCGUCUGAGAAGCGUGUCCUUCGAUAAUGAAUUCCAGGAGAUUUACAACUGUAUGUUUAAAAAACUGGGAAUGUCGCUGACACUUUUCGGGGAGAUAGUGGCGUGCUGUGACGGAGGCAUCCAGACCAUAGAGAGUGACCACUGCUUCGCCAUAGAGGGAAAAACCGCUAUUGACAAGCUGUCGGUGCUCCUGUCUGGCAGAAUCCGUGUGACAGUAAAUGGAGAGUUUCUGCACUACAUCUACCCUUUCCAGUUUCUGGAUUCACCUGAGUGGGACUCUCUCAGACCAUCAGAGGAGGGUGUAUUCCAGGUCACCCUGCAUGCUGAUAACCCCUGUCGAUACGUGGCAUGGAGGAGGAAGAAACUCUAUCUGCUCUUUGCUAAGCAUCGCUACAUAGCUAAGAUCUUUGCCCUGGUUGUGCGCAAUGACAUUGCAGAGAAGCUGUACUCCCUCAACGAGAAGGCUUACGAUGAGUCCGGGCACCGCUAUGAUCUCCGCUUACCGAGCUACAUGCCAGGGACCGAAUUAGAAAAGGCAGAUGUCUUCCUGCAAGUUCCAGUGCAGGGGGAAAAGACUGCCUGAGCACACAUAUGAAUGCGCGUGGGCGCGCGCACACACAAACACACACACACACACACACACACACACACAUACACACACUGCUCCAAGCCAUAAACAUGAAGGUCCCUAGCUUGCAUUUAAGUGCCAUUGCAAUUAAAAACAGUACAAUGUUGUUUUUGUUUAAGAUAGUUUUUUGGGCAUUUUCCUUCUUUAUUUUUGACAGGACAGCUGAAGAUAUGAAAGGGGGGAGAGAAGCGGAAGGGCCUGCAGCAAAGGACAGCAGGUCAGAGUCAAACGCAGGCCCGCUGUGUUAGGGAGUAAACCUCCAUACAUGGACGGCUGCUCUACCGACUGAGCUAUCUGGCCGCUCACAAUGUUGUUAUUUAAGAGAUGGGGGUUGAAUUUGAAUCCAGGUUGACCUAUAGGCCAUGUUACCCAACAGAAAAACAGUUAAGACAAAAAUGAUACUGCGCUUGGAUCAUUUGUUAUUUGACUCUGUGUUUUUUCAAUCAUAAACUGGAGCAGAACAUAACAGAUCUUUACUACUUCAUAGAUAGGCGUGUUGUAUAUUUUGGCGUUUUCAGUCUCAGCCACGCAACAAUAAAAUAAAACGCCUAAGGCUUUGGAGCUGAAUUACCAUUAUCCAUGAAAGACUUUUGUGUGUGUUGUGUGUGUGUUGAAGUGGUUUAAGGCUCAUGACACUAGGCUCAGAUUAUCCUGUUAAACGAACCUAAAGGCAAACAUCCAAGAUUUGUCAACUCUCUUUUUAGACAACCAUUAAAAGCGUAAUUUAAAAGCAGCUAUUCUUGAUGUAUAAGUGCAUUAUGAAUGUAUAAAGUUGUAAAAUGUAAUGUGUAUUAUUUGUUGACAGAUUAGAUCAGUGCCUAUUGUUAACGUAACAUUGCGCAGAUGUAAAAACAGAUGUGUAAAUAGGCUAAUUGUGCCCAUGUUGGACUAUAUAAAUUAAUUUAUUUUAUUUUA